Racocetra persica is the source of this 1454-nucleotide messenger RNA. Lineage: Eukaryota; Fungi; Glomeromycota; Glomeromycetes; Diversisporales; Gigasporaceae. The record is from the annotation of a GenBank genome assembly.
UAUGCCUCAUAGGAAAAUAUAUCAGUACGUAGAAAAAUUAGUUCGUGAAAAAAAGAUCAAAUUGAUAGAAUAUGAUGAACUUGCUGAUACUGAAGAUAAGCAAAUGCCAACUGUUAAGUUAUUGAAUAAUAAGCUUGUAAAUUUAAGUUUAUUGAGAAAUUUAGAUGGAUAUGAUGAUAAGGCUGUAGGAAGUUUGAAUGUCGAGUUAAAACAAUUUGUACACGAUAACAUACUAAAAGUUUAUGGCCUAACGUAUGAUGGAACUAGUUAUUUCUUUGUCGGUGAAUACGCAGCCCUAAAUCUGCGUGUAUAUCUUAAUGAAAUGUUUUCAAAGGGUGCACCUCUAAAAUGGGAUAAGAAACUAACAUUAACAAGUCAAAUUGUUUAUGGUUUGAAAUUCCUUCAUGAUCAAGGUGUUGUUCACUCAGAUCUGAAUCCAAAAAAUAUCGUUAUGCAUGGGGAGAUUCCUAAAUUAACCAAUAUUGGGGUGUCUCAAAUCUGUCCAUCUGAUGAAUCUUCAUUUUCUAAAUAUGACCCUCCUGAAAUUUUGCGUUAUCGACCCAGUUGCGCUUUAAUUAUCGAGAAAUUAAAAACUAUUUCCCUCUCGGAUAUAUUUGUCAGGGAUAAUGUCAAAGGCCCAUCCGACUCCCGAAAACCUAUGCCUAUAUUUCAAAUAAAUAUUGAAUGUGAAUUGGAUUAUAAUUAUGUAUUAAAAGAACAAAAAGCAAUUCAACUUAAAAUCGACUUCAUUAAUCAUUUGGCAUUGAACAAAGGUCGAAAUCCUGAUGGAUUUGAUUUUAUUCCUGCAAAGAAAUCUAUUUUAUAUGAUAACGGAGAUCUAAGUGUAAUCAGAGUGUAUAUGCACUCACCAACUAUCUAUCUUCCCAAAAGUAAAAGUUCCCCUUGGUGGGAAUUAGAUAAGUUAAGUUUAUUCACGAAUCAACCCAAUGAAAUAGGGGAUUCAAAAGAUGAUGAUGUACGAAUCCAUGUACCAGUUGCAAUUGUGAACUAUACAUGUAGAGCUACUAAUGAAUUUAUCGAGAAUGUAAGAAAUGCACUUAAUUCUUCAGAUUCAUCAGAGAUUAAAAAGAAUCUGAAAAGGACAUUCAAUGAUUAUGGUAAUUACGUGGCCACAAAAGUCACACUUGGUGGUGUUAUUACUAUUAGAGAUUGGUCAAGAGUUUCUGCUGAAAGUAGAUCAUAUUUAAAGUCUUAUAUUCAACGAGGAAUAUUUUAUGGCAAAGGAAGAGUUUUGGAAAUUUUUGAAAAUGUACCGCUUGAUAGAAUACCACAACUUGAGACUUCAAUCGAUAUGAGAACUCUUGGUGACUUAUAUACUUGGUUUAAAGGUGUAUACGAUUGUAACUUUGUGGAAAUUAUAUCUUAUGAAGAAAUUAUUCCAUCAUAUGAACUAUUGCCUGACAAUUUAAGAAAUCAAAUAUUCAAAGAAAUGG